Messenger RNA from Durusdinium trenchii, 333 nucleotides. Lineage: Eukaryota; Dinophyceae; Suessiales; Symbiodiniaceae. The record is from the annotation of a GenBank genome assembly.
AUGUACCAGCGACCGCCUGCAGGGUCUUCGCUGUUCGAUGUGUUGGUGGCUGUGGGGGCUCCCAGGUUGAUGGUGGCCAGCCAGUGGCCAGCUUUUUCUGUUGUGACAAGCCGCUCGCGCCGCUCACCGCGGUUUCGGAGCAAGCUGAAACAGCCAACGUGGCAGAUGGCCGCCGAUGGCCGCUGGUCAUGUGGCGAGGCCGCUGGGUUCCUGGCCGCGGUGGGGAAGGACGACGUUCUUCUUGACCUGAAUGGCACUUCAGCCGCCAAGGUGCGGCCCUUGCGGAUCGCGAUUAACUCGGCAAGCUGCAGAUGUGUUGGCAUAGCCAGGUGA